AUGCCCACUGUCACUUCAUCGCCUCUUAACGACAAGGCGGCCAUGAGGAAGAGGAACCAUGACAGCUCACCCUUGUACCCCGACUUCAUGCGUGAGUGCAGCAACUAUAUGACGACUGUUCAUCAUAUGUUGAUUCCCUAGCUUUCUACGAUCCUCUAGAGAAAGUCGAAGACAUCGGCGAAUUCGAACAUAACGAUCCAGGAAGUCGUGCCGAUCCCACUCUCCCGAACCUGCUAGGAAGCGCCACGAAGAUCUACGACCUCUCUCCCCACGUAGGGACUGGGAUCGAAGGCGUUCAGAUCUCGCAACUGUCUUCAGCUGGGCUCGACGAGCUUGCGCUACUCGCAGCAAAACGCGGAGCGCUCGUGUUCCGGUCUCAAGACUUUGCCGACAUUGGCUUUGAGGCACAGAGGAGGGUGGUCAAACACUUUGGCCCAUUGCACGUCCACGGAUGGGCGCCUCAUCCGAAAGCCGGAUCAGCAGAGCACAUGAUCAUAUACGACCACAAAGACGAUCUCCGCGUUCGAAGAUCAUGGAAAGGCCGGAGUCCAAUCCAGUGGCAUACAGACCAAUCGCCAGAGCAGCAGCCUCCAGGCACGACAUUUAUAUGCAUGCUAGAGUCUCCUGCUACCGGAGGGGGCGACACACUUGUCAGUUCAAGCGUGCAAGCAUUCAAGUCGCUCUCUCCGAGGUUUAGAAAGCGACUAGAAGGCCUGACGGCCAUCCAUUCUAACCUCGAUGGCGUUACGCAGGAGUUGAAGAACGGCUCCGGCGCCGUCAUGCGAAGGCAGGAGCUCACCGCGGAACAUCCCGUUGUACGCGUCCAUCCGACGACUGAGGAGAAGGCAUUGUGUAUGCAACGCAAGUAGGCUUGAUGGAUUAGGUCACUGACUGAUCGAGCAGACGUCAAUCCGGUCUACACGAAGCGCAUCGUUGGCUUUGAUCAAGAGGAAUCAGACUACCUGCUCGGAUUCUUAUUUGACCAUAUCGCCAAACGGGCAGACUUCCAAUGCCGAGUGCAAUACGAAGCCGGUACGGUACUUGUCUGGGACCAGAGGGUGACCAACCACUCUCAAACGCUCGACUAUCCCGCGGGCGAUAGGAGACAUGCAUUCAGACUGACACCACUGGCCGAGAAGCCCAUUCCGUCUAAAUUUGAGGAGGUGGACGAGGAGUGUGAGAAAGAGCCCUCCAGAGUUUCGCUUGGCUUGUGUUGA
This is a messenger RNA of Lecanosticta acicola, 1217 nucleotides long. Lineage: Eukaryota; Fungi; Ascomycota; Dothideomycetes; Mycosphaerellales; Mycosphaerellaceae. The record is from the annotation of a GenBank genome assembly.